AUGUGCGGAAGUUCGGCAGGCUGCCGGACCUUCCGCUGCCUGAUCUACCUCGCCCUGAUGGUCUCGUGCGUCACGUUCCUCGUGAUCGUCACCGUGAUCAACAUGCGGUACGGGCCCGUGGCCCGUCCCCUGGAGAUCCGGAUCCCUCCCGUGGCCGUGGAGCUGGACCUGUCGAACUCGACCCAACCCUGGCUGUCGUUCGUGAACGGGAGCACGAUCCGGUUCUCGAACCGGAAGGACCACCUCAACAUCACGAUCCGGCGCGUGGAGGCGAUCUUCAUGUACCGCGGGAUCCCGGUGUCGUGCGUGCUGGAGGACCGGCCGCUGCGGCUCCGCGGGCGGAGCGAGGCGGCGGUGGAGAUGGAGGCGGUGAUGUGCGACCGGGGAGGGAAGUUCACGCACAGCGGGUUCCCGUACACGGAGGACAUGUUGACCGACGCGCGGGAGAAAGGGAGGAUGCGGAUGGGCUUUGUGAUGAACGUUCGGGCCGGGUACUCGCACUGGCCGUGGGCCUGGGAGGUCUUGCUUAGGCCCGAGUGCACGGAGUUCUAUGUCAGGUUAGGGAAGUCCGGGAAGGUUAGUAACAGCAAGAACAAUAUCCAUGAUAAGGAUGUGUUUCCCGGGACGGGGAGCGUCACUUGUAUUAUUACCGAUCCUUUGUGGGUUAGGUGA
Linum tenue is the source of this 672-nucleotide messenger RNA. The record is from the annotation of a GenBank genome assembly. Lineage: Eukaryota; Viridiplantae; Streptophyta; Magnoliopsida; Malpighiales; Linaceae.